This is a messenger RNA of Alosa alosa (allis shad), 1137 nucleotides long. RefSeq names its product P2X purinoceptor 4-like. Gene Ontology annotation, cellular component: plasma membrane; nuclear inner membrane. Gene Ontology annotation, biological process: monoatomic cation transmembrane transport; response to ATP. Lineage: Eukaryota; Metazoa; Chordata; Actinopteri; Clupeiformes; Clupeidae. Gene Ontology annotation, molecular function: extracellularly ATP-gated monoatomic cation channel activity; purinergic nucleotide receptor activity. The transcript is spliced from 12 exons. The record is from RefSeq and is a predicted model, not a curated record. Bases 1 to 1137 code for a protein of 378 amino acids.
AUGGCACUUGAAUAUUCAACACCAAAAGUAUUGGUACUACGAAGUAAUACAAUUGGAGCAGUCCAUCGCAUCCUCCAGGCUUUGGUACUUCUCUAUCUAAUUUGGUAUGUCUACAUAAACAAAAAAGCUUACCAAGAAACAGACUCCAUUCUCAGUUCAGUGACCACCAAGGUGAAGGGAAUUACUUUCAUGAACACAUCUGACCUUGGCAAAAUUUGGGACGUUGCUGACUACGUAAUUCCACCACAGGAGCCGAACUCAUUCUUUGUGCUGACAAACCUGAUUGUGACCCAGAACCAAACACAGACCACCUGUGCAGAGAUCCCGAGCGUAGAUUCUAUUUGCUCCUCAGACAAGGAUUGCAAACAUGGAAUACGUAGUUCACGAAGCAAAGGUUGGCAGACAGGUAAAUGUGUGGACUUCAAUCGCACAGUUAAAACAUGUCAGAUAUUGGCCUGGUGUCCCUUAGAAAGAGACGAUAAACCACCCAAUCCUCCGCUUUUAACAGGUACAGAAAAUCUCACAGUGCUGGUGAAGAAUAACAUCCAAUUUCCAAAGUUCAACUUUAUCAAAAGGAAUAUCGAUCCACAUAUAAACAGCUCCUACUUGAACCAGUGUGUCUUUAACCGCUCUACCGACCCAGAAUGCCCGAUCUUCAGGCUCAAAGACAUCAUAGAAGAGGCAGAGGAGGACUUCCAGACCAUGGCGAUUCAUGGUGGAGUGAUGGCGUUCCAGAUCAGAUGGGACUGUGACCUGGACUGGGCAGACAGGUGGUGUGUGCCACAAUAUGAAUUCCGGCGUAUGGACAAACACAGAGCAAACCCAGUUACAACAGGAUAUAAUUUCAGGUAUGCAAAAUAUCACAAUAAGUUCCAUAUGAACAGAACUUUAAUCAAGGGAUAUGGAAUUCGCUUUGACAUUAUAGUAUUUGGACAGGCUGGCAAAUUUGACUUUGUUCCAACACUGGUCAAUUUAGGAUCUGGUUUGGGUCUCUUCGGCUUGGCCACAUCUAUUUUUGGUUUGAUAAUCACGCCUUGCUUGACCAAAUGGCCCCAUUACAGAGAACGGAAGUUUUCAUAUCUUGAACAGGAUUCAGAAUACGAGCCCAUCUCAGGAUCCACAACAGGUGCUCAGUGA